AGAGGGUGCGUCCAAUCAGCAAUCCCUCCUGCGCAACCUAUCCCCGCUCUUCCCGCCCCCUCCCGCCCCGCACGCCCCUCUCGGGCACCUACUUUCUUUGUGACUGGUGCGCGCUCUGGUCACUCAGUGCGGCGGGGAGAGGUCGUCGACGCCGGCUCCUGGCGGAGCGCGGGGAGGAGGGAGGUGUCGGUGUCAGCGGCGUAGUCGACGGCGGCCCCGGCCAUGGAAGAGACGCAGCCGCUUUCGCAGUCCGAGCUGCCGCUGUGCGACAGCCUUAUCAUCUGGCUGCAGACAUUCAAUACUGCCGCACCUUGUCAAGAUGUCAAACAGCUGACUAAUGGAGUUGCCAUGGCACAAGUUCUUCAUCAGAUUGAUGUAGCUUGGUUCAAUGAAUCUUGGUUAAGCCGAAUUAAAGAGGAUAUUGGUGACAACUGGAGAAUAAAGGCUAGUAAUUUAAAGAAGGUACUUCAAGGAAUUAUGAGUUAUUACAGUGAGUUUUUGGGGCAGCAGAUUUCUGAAGAACUUAUCCCUGAUUUAAACCAAAUAACUGAAUGUUCGGAUUCUGUGGAGCUUGGGAGAUUGCUCCAGCUUAUUUUAGGUUGUGCAGUCAAUUGUGAAAAGAAGCAAGAACAUAUUCAAAAUAUAAUGACACUGGAAGAAUCUGUUCAACAUGUGGUCAUGACUGCUAUUCAAGAGUUGAUGAGUAAAGAAAUAUUGAGCUCUCCUAUGAAUGAUGCUGUUGGAGAAUUAGAGCAACAGCUUAAAAGGGCAUUGGAAGAACUUCAAGAAGCACUAGCAGAAAAAGAAGAGCUGAGGCAAAGAUGCCAAGAACUAGAUAUGCAGGUGCGGAAAAGAACCUGUCUGAGAAAAAGGUCCCUGUUCGGGCGCCACUUGUCGUGGCCGGUGCGACAACACGAGCAGGGUCGAGAGGUACAAGUAAAUAUGUAUGAUUCAUCCUACAACAGGCUGAGCAGAGAGCGUAUCCGGGAAUUGCAGCAGCAGAUUGAGGACCUCCAGAAGUCUUUACAAGAGCAAGGCUCCAAGGCUGAAGGAGAAAGUUCCAGCAAACUAAAGCAGAAGUUGGAAGCUCAUAUGGAAAAACUAACUGAGGUCCAGGAAGAAUUACAGAAGAAACAGGAACUCAUUGAAGAUCUUCAGCCAGAUGUAAACCAGAACGCACAAAAGAUCAGUGAACUUGAAGCUGCUCUUCAGAAGAAAGAUGAAGAUAUGAAAGCGAUGGAGGAGAGAUAUAAAAUGUACUUGGAGAAAGCAAGAAAUGUAAUAAAAACUUUAGAUCCCAAAUUAAAUCCAGCAUCAGCUGAAAUAAUGCUACUUAGAAAGCAGUUGGCAGAGAAAGAGAGAAGAAUUGAGAUUCUAGAGAGUGAAUGUAAAGUAGCAAAAUUCCGUGAUUAUGAAGAAAAACUCAUUGUUUCUGCCUGGUACAAUAAGAGUCUAGCAUUCCAGAAACUAGGGAUGGAAUCUAGACUCGUGAGCAGCAGUGGUGCCUGCAAGGACCCUGGGGCGUGUGCUCCUGCACGGUCGUUCCUGGCACAGCAGCGGCACAUCACCAACACCAGAAGAAACCUCUCUGUCAAAGUUCCUGCUACCACACCCGAUUAAACUACAACAGAAAACAUAAACAGAAGUGCCCUUAAAAUAGUUUAUAUCCUUCAGUUAACUUCCAGGUUG
Molecule: messenger RNA, 1689 nt
Organism: Lontra canadensis (Northern American river otter)
Lineage: Eukaryota; Metazoa; Chordata; Mammalia; Carnivora; Mustelidae
Gene: HOOK1
Product: hook microtubule tethering protein 1
Exons: 17
Coding region: 223-1620 (465 amino acids)
Biological process (GO): cytoplasmic microtubule organization; cytoskeleton-dependent intracellular transport
Cellular component (GO): cytoplasm; centrosome
Molecular function (GO): dynein light intermediate chain binding; microtubule binding
Source: RefSeq, a predicted model, not a curated record